This is a messenger RNA of Pichia membranifaciens NRRL Y-2026, 999 nucleotides long. RefSeq lists its product as hypothetical. NCBI's taxonomy places the organism in Eukaryota, Fungi, Ascomycota, Pichiomycetes, Pichiales, Pichiaceae. The transcript has a single exon. The coding region runs from base 1 to 999 and encodes 332 amino acids. The record is from RefSeq and is a predicted model, not a curated record.
AUGUUCCCCGUGGGAGUAUUACUAAAGCCAGCAAAAAGAGACCUAUUGGGUAGAACUAGCAAUCUACGAUGUCUUUCUUCUUACACUUCGACCCACCCGAUGAAGCCUAGAUUUGCCUCUCACAUCUUGCAAUCCAACCCAGGACUCCUACCACAACUCUCCUACACCGCACAAUUGAAAAGCACCAUACUUAGAGCUUUCAGCACUUCCUCUGCUUCUCUUGAUUUCUACCGCCGCCCUAAAAGUACAAUCAUUGGAGGGGGGGUAUUGGGCCGUUUGUGGUCCCGCAUACCUGAUAGCGUCAAACUGAUUACAGCAGUUGGUCUUUCGGCGUACCUCUUCAUCUUUGUUGCCGUCCCAGUGUUUGUGAUUGUUGUUCCGCCGUUGGUGCUUGGAGGUGCGAUGUUUGUUGGUCUAGGGAGAUUUCUCAGUAAGAGACGGAUGAGAAAAAGAUGGGAGGCAAUCACGGACUCCACCUUACUUUACAACCCAUCACACUUGAGAAGUGCUUCCAUUGUUGCGCCACCGGAGCAAAUUAACGCCGAUUUGGCUAACUUCGAAAUCAACAGGAUUGUUGAUGCCUUUUGGAACAACGAGCAAGGGAUCAGCAAAUACUUUCAAAUCAAAGACGUUGACCGCCUAGCCCUUGGGACAUUAGAGGCUGUCGAAUACUCUUACAAUUCAGAUAGUGUUGUUUUUGCCGACGACUUCCAAAUGAUGGUCACCCAGCAGAGAUCUUUAUAUGACACGGUUGAAAACAAAGAAUUGGCACAGGUAAUUCUAACUUUGAAAUGUCUCGAUCCUCCUGCAUUCGAGGAUAUUGACCCUAGCGCAAACAUUACUAGAGGUUUGGCAUCAAUUGAAAUCGUUCCUGCUCGGAUGUUUGCCAGCGAAUUUGUGCUGAAAACUCCUUCAGCUAGUACAAAGGACCAUGAUGACAGUGAUGACGGUUUCGACGAUGGCUUCAUCAACGUCAAGGGUAAAACUACCGUUUUAUGA